ACCGGAUUUAUAUUUUAUGGGAAGGUUUUGGUGCGACUGAUCGAUGGCACCUCGGCUCUUGUUGUUAACAAACCAAUUACCUCUAGUCUUGUUCUCAAACCUUCUCUUCUCUCUCCAUCUCUUCAUUCAACCAUGGCAAUGCAGAGCCACCAUGCACAUGACCAGACCCACUACUCUUACCGGCUUGAGCGUCCAAGGCUUCGUCUACCCUCCGUUCGUGAAACCACCUGGUUCUUCCAACACUCUCUUCCUUGGAGGGGCAGGUGUGAGGGGAAUGAUCAUAAACGGCACAUUUGUGAAGUUCACCGUCACCGGCAUCUACUUGGGAAAAGAAGCCGUUCCCUUUCUCUCCGUCAAGUGGAAAGGGAAACCAGCCAACAAGUUACUAAGCUCAGUCAAGUUUUUCCAGGAUAUCGCUACUGGGCCAUUUGACAAGUUCACAAGGGUGGUUCUGAUUGUGACGCUGAGCGGCCAAGAAUUCGUUAGGAAGGUGGCGGAGAACUGCGUCAAUAUAAUGAAGGCCAAUGGAAAAUAUGGUCCAAAAGAGGAGGCUGCAGUACACAAGUUCAAGGAGGCCUUUAAGGGACGAAAUUGUCCUUCGGGAUCAUCCAUUCUCAUAACACACACCGCCUCAGGAUCUGCAACGGUGGCGUUCUCGAAUGGGAGCUUCAUACCAGUGAAGGGAGCGGCAGUGAUCAAGAACAAGGCCCUCGGGGAAGCCUACCUGUUAUCCGUAAUCGGCCGACAAGGGGUGUCGCCUGCCACGAAGCGAUCCUUGGCUCGGCGGCUAUCGAACAUGUUGAGAAGCUAAUUAGGAUGCUCCAUUGAUGCCACUGCCAUCGUAUUAUUGUUAUUAUUAUUAUUGAAAUAAAAAAUCGAAGGAUGGAAAUUGAAAAGAUUCAGAUUACUAUACCUAUGUAUUCGUAUUCCAUUUCUUUCUUCCUCUUCCUUAUCUGUGUAUUUGCGAGUAUGUUAUAAGUUUACCUUCAGAACCACUGUGAUUAGUCAUAGCUCUUUUCAAACU
Nelumbo nucifera (sacred lotus) is the source of this 1024-nucleotide messenger RNA. Its product is annotated as chalcone--flavanone isomerase-like. The record is from RefSeq and is a predicted model, not a curated record. Gene Ontology annotation, biological process: flavonoid biosynthetic process. NCBI's taxonomy places the organism in Eukaryota, Viridiplantae, Streptophyta, Magnoliopsida, Proteales, Nelumbonaceae. Gene Ontology annotation, molecular function: chalcone isomerase activity.